Messenger RNA from Gavialis gangeticus (Gharial), 3972 nucleotides. RefSeq lists its product as uncharacterized. NCBI's taxonomy places the organism in Eukaryota, Metazoa, Chordata, Crocodylia, Gavialidae. The record is from RefSeq and is a predicted model, not a curated record. The transcript has 19 exons. The coding region runs from base 92 to 1798 and encodes 568 amino acids.
GUGAUUUAAUUUUUUUUUUCUAUUAGUUCCUCAGCUUCUCUAUGGAGGAAAGCUUGAUUUUCUGGUGUUUGAUUAUCUUUCUGAAAUUACCAUGUCACUGUUAACUGCUGCGAAAGCCAAAUCUCCAGAUUUGGGUUACACGCCUGAUUUUAUUUUGACUGCAAUGGCUCCCUAUAUAAAGGAUAUUCAUAAGAAAGGUGUUCGUGUGGUUAGCAAUGCUGGUGGAGUGAAUCCACUUGCAUGUGCUGCUGCUCUUCAAGAUGUGGCAAAGAAAGCCGAUGUUGAUUUGAAAAUAGCUGUUGUUGCUGGAGAUGAUCUAAUGGGCGAGAAAGAUAACCUAAAAGGAGCUGGUAUCGUGGAUAUGGAGAGUGGGAAGCCAUUUCCUGAGGGUAUUCACAGCAUGAAUGCAUAUCUUGGAGCAAGACCAAUAAGCAGAGCUCUUGACCUUGGAGCUGAUAUUGUUGUGACUGGCCGAUGUGUUGACAGCAGUAUUGUGUUAGGACCACUCAUUCAUUCUUUUGGCUGGAACAGGGAUGAGUUUGACUUAUUAGCAGCUGGCAGUCUUGCAGGCCAUCUCAUUGAAUGUGGUGCUCAGAGUACAGGUGGAAUAUUCACAGACUGGCAUGCUGUACCAGACUGGCAUAACAUGGGGUUUCCCAUAGUUGAAUUUUCUUCUGAUGGACACUUUAUUAUAUCCAAGCCACCAGACACAGGAGGCCUAGUCUCUUUCGGUACUGUGGCUGAACAAUUGGUGUAUGAAAUUGGCAACCCUCAACGUUAUCUCUUACCAGAUGUCACAUGUGACUUUUCUCAAGUGUCCAUUACUGAAAUUCCAGGCAUUGAAGGUGGAGCAGUGAAAGUUCAUGGAGCAAAAGGAUCACCUCCUUCAACAUUUUAUAAGGUAAAUGCCACUUACCUCGAUGGUUACAGAGCUACAGCUGUCUGCCCAGUAGGUGGGCCGAAGGCAGUGGAAAAAGGAAGGCGAACAGCAGAAAGCAUUCUGAAAAGGACUCGCCUUAUUUUCAGUCAACUUGGGUAUGAAGAUUAUAGUGCAGUUAACAUACAGAUUUUAGGUUCUGAAGAGACAUAUGGACCGCAUGCAAAAAAGCAUAUAGAUGGUGGUCCUCGAGAAGUGGUUAUCUGGCUUGCUGUACACCAUAAGCAGAAAAAGGCUGUGGAAAUCUUCUCAAAAGAGAUUGCACCAGCUGGAACUGGAAUGGCACCUGGUCUCACUGCAAUUGCUGGAGGGCGUCCAAGCGUGUCUCCAGUUUUGAAACCAUUUUUCUUCCUUUAUCCCAAAAGAAAUGUUAAGAUCAACAUUUUCUUGAAUGGACAGCAGGUAGAAGCAUUUGAAGAAGAUCUUACAUUUACAUCAGAUGCAGUUGUUUCAUUUGAUCAACAGAAGACUGAAGAUCAGUUAAAAGAUCUGCCAAGUGGUCCACAUACAUAUCGCUUAGAAGAUCUUGCCUAUACCAGAAGUGGAGACAAAGGAAACUCUGCCAACAUAGGUGUGAUAGCACGGCAUCCUCUCUAUUACCCGUACCUAAAGAAAACUUUAACAGCUCAAGCCCUAGAAGAUUACUUCCAGCAUCUUUUAGAAAGAACAAACCCUGAAGAAAAGUUAAUCACAAGAUAUGAGUUACCAGGAAUAAAUGGAUUAAAUUUUGUUCUGAAGAAUUCCCUUGGUGGUGGUGGUAUUGCAUCUUUAAGAAGUGACCCACAGGGCAAGGCAUUUGGGCAGAUGCUACUGGAUUUUCAGAUAAAAAACAUUCCAGAUUUAAAGUCACUGAUAGAGUAACAAUUAUGGAGUACAUUCAUUUUCAAAAACUUUGACUGAAUACAUACAAACACUAGCUUCUGAGACAAGUUAAAAAAGAUACAAAAGAAAGCAGUGGUGACAGUUAUCUCUCACAGACUUAAAUAUACAGUACAGAUAAGUGAACGUUUUGAGUAAUACCAGACAAAUAGCUUUGUGACCGAUUAAUGUUUCCUGUCUAGUUAGUGCAUUGGAUGAAGAGUUAAUUUAUUUCCUGUAAGAUGUAAUUAAUCAAAUUACAAAAAUAACAUAUUUUACUGAGAUAACCAAAUAUUUGCUUUCCCAAAAUGAAAACUUCCUUCCCUUCCAGUUCUUCUUAUUCUCUUCCUUUAGAUCUUUCUUUGAUAAUUAAGAGGAAUGAUACUGAAUACUGUCAGCUACCCUAGCCCACCAUUGUCAUGCUUACCUUCAGUCUACCCUGUGAACCUGCAGUAGAUAUCCCUUAUGACAUUGGAGCAAGUAGAUAACCGGGUACUCCUCAUCAGAAGGUCAGCAUUCACCAACAACUGCCACACUAUGGUAUCAGAGAUCAGUUUUGCUUUAUACUUAGGGAAGUCAUUAAUGUCAGUUUCCCUGUUAUCACGACAUAGAGACUAACAGUCUAUAUUAACUGUUAAGGGUGACCACUGUAACUGCAAGGUUAUCUGCAGUGAUAGAAAAAAGGCAAGUAUUUUUUACCUCUGGUAUCCUAGUUGAUAAUAGUCCAUCAGUUGAACAGCCCCAAAGUAAUAUACUUCUUGGCAUGAAGCUAUUUUGAAAUGCUAAGUUAGAUUUUUCUCCCCCAUUUUGUCUCUUUUAAGAUACUGCUGUACAACAGAGGUGGUGAAAUCCAGCCCUAUCAUCUAUCAUUACUGAAAAUUCCCCUUGUGUUAGGGAGUUCCCAACAGGCAUUCAGCCAGUUGAGAGGUCUCUUGCAUUGCCCUUCCCCAUAACCCUACAAGGGAAAAGCAUGCUGGGGGGAGGAAAGAGCCAUGUCUAUGCACUGUACUCCAGCCAUCAUCACUUUCCAUGGGGACCACGUCCAGCUGGUAACAGUUGAGACAGCGCAUAGGGUGACCUGUUCUUUAUCAAGGUUGGUACUAGGCAGAGUGUAUCAAAUUCCCUGUGGCAGUCAACAUAGUGGAGAUUCAGGCCCAAUAAUUGUCUGCAUGUCCUGCCACAAAGACAAGUAAAUCUUUACAUUAAAAGAAGAUCUUAGUGGAAAAUAUAUAGGUGUUUUUUAUUCAGAAAUGUGUUAUCCUGUUCUUCAGAAAAUAACAUAUUGCUGUAGUUGGUUAAUGCUGAAAAAUGAGAUGUUACUAAUAUUGAUGAACCCAUAAUGAUAUGGGUAGGUGUCAUGUAAAUUCAAUCAAAAAUCCCUGCCAGUGAAGCUCAGCCCUGUUGUAUAAUAUUACUGCUAAUUAUGUGCUAGUUUAGCAACAGCAGCACUGUACAUUAAAUUGUUCCAGUUUGUUUUGAGGUUUUGAACUUGACUACUUUGAGAAUAUUGUUAGGGAUAUGUUGGUGUCACAGGCGAUGACAAAAAAGAAUCUCCCAUUCGAUUGAAUGGAGCCAUGAUUUAAACACACAUUAUUUUCACUUGCAACCUAGGCAGGAAGAUGUAAGAAGAAAACAUACAAAAGAGUGUGUCAGCUAGUAAUUUAAUAUUUUCGGACAUAAUAUUAUUUGCACAUCACUUUUAAGUCUGGGUUUCAUGACAAGAAAGUCACAGGAUUGUCAUAGACAAAAACAUGCUGAAGUAAAAAGAACUUUUUGAAGAAAAAUCAGUGCCCAGUACUUAAAUUGUUUACAUUUGUUUUGUCUUAGAAAAGUGUGAAAUAAUUGUCAUUCAUAGUUUGAAAGCACAUUAAGAGGUAUCUAGCAGCCAAGUUUUUUUAAAUUCAUGGAAUAGUAGACAGAGCAGGAUGAGGACCAUUGGCCAAAUCCUCAGCUGGAGUGAAUGGUGUCACUCUGUUAAAAUCAGUGGAGUUAUACUGAUUUAGACCACCUAGAGAGUUGCCCCAGGACCUUAUUUAAUACUUUAAAUAGACAUGUUUUGUCAUGUUAAUCAUGGCUCUGCCAAACACAUGCAACUUAUUCAUCUGCUGUUUUAAACAAUUGUAUAAGUGCAUAUGCGACUACUUUGAUAUGAAAAGUAAACUUCUAAAAAGGAUAAA